Linum tenue is the source of this 2120-nucleotide messenger RNA. The record is from the annotation of a GenBank genome assembly. NCBI's taxonomy places the organism in Eukaryota, Viridiplantae, Streptophyta, Magnoliopsida, Malpighiales, Linaceae.
CCGCCGUCCUCUGCUCUUGCUCACUGGCGCCUUCUCUCUUCCCCGAGUUCGCCGUCGCCGUCUAUCUUCCCCGGCAUCGCCGCCACCCUAUGCUCCCUCUCGCCGCAUCGCUCUGCUCCGUUUCUACUAGCGGUCCGGUCACCCACAUCCAGUGCUGAAAGAAAUCCCUCUUUCGUCCGUUCUCUUCAAAUCAAAACGAGUAGCUUCUUGCAAAAACUUCUCCUCUCCAAUCCAAAUCUAAUGGCUGCCUCUUCUCCUCCAAAGCUAUGCUGUGAAUUGAUCUCUUCCGCAUUCCAGAGAUGCCGCGUCUCUGCACAGCUCUGUAGAGUUUCGAUUCUUCUUCUCGCCAAAUCGUCUCUUCCCGAUCACUCGGUCCUCCAAAUUUCCAUUUCUGAUACGGGCGUGGGAAGCUCUCUGGAAGAGUUUACUGGCCUCAGCGGCAGCAUUAGCUCUGAAAAUUGGGAUGGACUGCUUUCUGUCAGAACUACAAGCUUCUCUGAUAAAGAAAUAUACAACUAUAAAUUGAAUUUUAGGGAAAACAAUCCCGAUGGAAUGCUGGCUCAACUUCCAUCAAACCUGAAGAAUGGAGUCAUGUUCAGGCACGGGAUAUGGGAUGAACUUUUCUUUGGAACUGAAGUCUGCCUUUCGGUCUCUGAGGGCAUGGAUAUCUUAGUCUCAGAGAUAAACUCCUUUCUCCAGAAGAUGCUCGUUCUGAAGAUUCCUUAUAUCGCAACUGAACUUGUGGUUGAACAAGAAGAUGCAGCAGGAUCACGAUAUGAGAAGGUCUACCCAGCUAUUGAAGAAAAUGCUCUUACUUUUCCUGCCUCAACUAUUAACCAUCUGCAGUCGGGUCUUGAAGAUUAUGUCCUGCAACAUGGAAAUAGACUGAACCAAAAGUGUGAUUCAUGCCUGCCAUCUCGGGAACAACUUAAGGUAGGGAUUGCAUCGUGCAGCUCAGAUAGCCAUAAAACUUCUGGAUUCACAAUAGAAACUGUGAUCAUUGUAAGCGAGACAAAGACGAUCUGUACCUCGGAUACAUGCAGCCCAGAAACAGAGGUGAUGUAUUACGAGAAUUUCAAACCUUCAUCAAUUGGUCAAUCUUCAAUAAGGGCAAUAUCUAGCAUUGAUUGGAAGAGCUAUGGGUUGACACUAGCGGGCGUUAUGGAUCAAGAUGGCUGCUUCCUUCUUCGGUGGGAAAACUUACAGGCUAAUGUUCAUCAUGCAGAACUUUCAUCAAGGCGUAAAAAGACUCAGCCUGAUAGAUCCCUCGUGCGGAAGGCUGUUACUCUUGCCAUGAAUAAUUUGAAGGAGAGGCAUCCAGGACUCCUACUUAGCAAGCACGCCCUUAAGAUUCGCAGCUAUGCCCCCGACCUUGCAAGAUCUAUUGCAGGCCUCAUCACGUCAUCCAUGGAUCAGGGCUUUCGAGAAGAAUGCUUCUCUCUUCUUGGCUUGCAGUGUGGCCAAAUUGGAUCGAGCACUGUUGAAGAUUGUAUCAAGGAGAAAAUCACAUCAGUUAUAGAGGUGAAUGACAGGGAACCCUCGAAAAGCAAGAACGCAGCAGCCACUUCUUUGUUUGGGGAUGCCAUUUGCCUGCGGGACUCGAAUCCUGAAAGAGCUUGCAUGGAAGAUGAAGAUGACCUGCUUGAGAAUUCCACGGUUCAAGACUACGGAUAUGAGGUAGUGGAUGAAGAUGGAGAUGAUUAUGCUCUAAUGGAAUGACCUAUAGAACGAUAUCUCAGAAAUAAUUGCUCCAGCAACCGAGUUAUGACGAAUUUUAACAGAUACUGUAAGCGGACCAUGACGUACUUGUCCAUCGUAGUUUAUAACAAAUUAGUGACGAUUCUGCUUGCGUUGAAUUGUAUGGAAAUGUGGCAUAACAUUUGUCAUCCACAGAAAAAUGAGAACAUUCAAGUAGAUUAUUACAAAAUAGACGAUGUAGGCAAGCUUUCGGAAUUAAAUUUUGUCACUAAUCUGAUUGGAUGACUGAUUUAGUACCCUGUAACAAAAUAUUUACACAUAACUUUACACUAUGAAACGCCCCCUCCAAUCACUUCAACGCAGGAGACGAGCAAUAGGGCUCCGCAUACACAGUACAUUCUAGUAAACGAAUAGACGUUGCG